AGUUGAUAAAGAAAAUUAAAAAAAAUAUUACCUGUAGUUUAAUGUUGGUUUAUACGCGGGCUUGUGGAUGCCUUGGAAAAAAAAAAUUUGUGCGCUUUGAACCGCAAACAAUUCUGCAUUUAAGUUCACUUAUCAUCCUAGUUUAUAAUUACAUGUAUAUGCUUUUAAAAUUGUAUGAUUUUCACUAAUAUAAACAAAUUUAAUCCCUAUUUGAAACUUGUCAAAAAUUAAUCUUAAUUUAAUAGGAAGUACAACUUAUAAAACGUAUUCUUGUUGUACAUUGAAAUUGGGUCUCCAUCAUUAACUUAUUAACCCUUGUAACAUAAACCCAUGUUUGUUGACAGCAGUUGUGGUAUAUAAAAUUGGCAAAUCAAAGUUGAUUCUUUUUCCAGAAAAAUCCUUUUUUUGAGAAAAUGGAAAGCUCAAAAGCAAAAGAAUGUGAAAAUGAAAAAUCAGAUUCAAAUGCAGUGAAUCUGAACAAAAGCAACAGCAAAAGGGUCGAAGGAGAAGGAGAAUUGUUGUUGUCAGAAAUACGGAAAAGUAAUAUAAAAAGUAAGAUCAUAGAAUUAGGAAAUGGAAGUGAAGUUGAAUAUUACCCCAGAUUUCUAGAGUACGAGGAUGCCUGGAAAUACUUUGAAUACCUCAACAAUCAUAUUCCAUGGACUCGCCCUACCAUCCAUGUAUUUGGCCGUUCAUGCCUCCAGCCCCGUGAAAGCUGCUAUGUUGCAAGUGAGGGAGUUUCCAAAUUGAAAUAUAGUGGCUAUCAACCUCAUGCUUACCCUUGGCACCAAUUCCCACCCCUUAAUCAUCUUCUCCAAGCGGUUGAAGAUGCUGUUCCUGGAAGUCAUUUCAAUAGCUUGCUUUUGAAUAGAUACAAUUGUGGUAAUGACUACGUUUCUUGGCAUUCUGAUGAUGAACCUCUUUAUGGUCCCACUCCUCUAAUUGCUUCCCUUUCCUUUGGUUGCGAACGUCACUUUUUCUUGAAGAAAAAAUCCAAUAAAUCAGUGUCAAAGGCGAAUUCAAGUAAUGAACCUGCAAGCAAGCGGUUGAAGACAACCAACAAUGCUGAUCAGGAUCAGCAUUCCUUUUUAUUAAAACAUGGAUCGCUUUUGGUUAUGAAAGGUUACACUCAGAGGGAUUGGAUUCAUUCCGUGCCUAAACGUACUAAACUAGAUGCUGUCAGGAUCAACCUUACCUUCAGGCUUGUCCUUUAACCUUCCAACAUUCAUGUUUUUUACUUGGAGGGAUGUUGUGCUAUGGGCUGGAUGUAAACUCCCCAUACAUAGUUACUGUCUAAUUGCCUAUCUUUUCACUUACAUUGCAUAAUGUAGCUGCUUUUUUGUUCUUACUUGUAUCACAUUAUGUACCUGGUUUUGAAUGGGAACAUUUUCUUCACUCUGUCAAUUUUCUGCUUAUUUGCUCGUAUGUUGCCUUUUAUUCCAUAUGUUUUCCCUUGUGGUGAGUACGGGCUUCCUAUCUCUAGGAAGAUUAAUAUUAACACAAAACCAAAACAUUCUCGAAGCUUGUAUACCAUGAGUAUGCUCCAGAUGAAAAUAUUACCAUGCGUAACAACCAUGAUACAGAGCUAGCUUUAUUUUUCUUUUUCUUUUUUUUUUUUGGAUUUUUCUAUCAGCAUUCAGCAAUCUGCAACGAGUGACAGAACACAAAAAUACAGCUGAAGUUCUGUAAUACCAAGUUAAUAGUUUGUUAUUUUUUACAUUAUGUUUCUAUGACAAGUAUGUUAAUAAGAAACAAGGUCAAAGCGCACGAACUAAGUUUAGUGCUAGGUAAGAAGUUGGAUGAGAUUAUAUCACACAAAUUUAUUUAGUUUUAUCAAACAUACAUCCACAAAACCACAUCUCUCAUCUAAAAAUAGUAAUAUAAUGUCCAGCAUUGUAGGCUUUGUUGAGCAAUGUUCGUGUUAACCUCUUUAAUUGUGUGGCUCCUAUUUGUCCUCUCUUCUCUUCUACUUUUUUUCUCUCAUUUUCAUUCUAUUGCAGAUUAAUCUCUUUCUUGCAUUUCAGUUUUAAUUCAUCAUUUGCCUUCUAACUUGAAUUCAUAAUAAUAGUUCUGGGCAUUCAGCAACGUUGUUACGAAGAUUGAUCAUAGAAUUUUACCAUAGUAUUAUCUCCCUUUCUAAAUUGAUAACUUGAAGCUAAUUGCCUUCCAAUACAUAACUCCUAUUUUUCUCUUCAGGUAUGCUCAUCUCUACCAACAAUGUAAUUAGAUUAUAUUUUAUUUCAACAUGCACAUAUUGUUUUCAGAUUUUUUUUUUUUUGGUGCUAAUACAACCU
Chenopodium quinoa (quinoa) is the source of this 2294-nucleotide messenger RNA. Its product is annotated as DNA oxidative demethylase ALKBH2-like. The transcript is spliced from 4 exons. Bases 414 to 1214 code for a protein of 266 amino acids. The record is from RefSeq and is a predicted model, not a curated record. Lineage: Eukaryota; Viridiplantae; Streptophyta; Magnoliopsida; Caryophyllales; Amaranthaceae. Gene Ontology annotation, biological process: DNA repair.